AGAAGAACGUCUAUUUUGCCCUUGUAGAACAUACGGAAGUAGUCACAAAAAUACCUAUUUACUCACCACAUUUUUUUCAUUCUGCAAAUAUAUAGAAUAUUUUCUCGGAAAAGGUGGUUUGUUGAGAGUAUCAGAUAGCGAGUCGCCGUAGAUUUCUCGUGGUGCUUCUUUCUCCUCUUUCUCGCUUCUUUUUGAUAUUUAUUCCCCGUCAGCAGGAAGGCGAGAGGGAUCACUUCGUACUCCUUUCUAUAAGAAUCUUUUUAUUGUGUUCUUGGGACCGGUUCCAGUGUCUUUGCCCCUCUCUCUCUCAUUCUCUCUUUAGGUGGACAGAGAGCAAAGCAGAAAACGCUCUCAAACGCGUCGACAAAGCACUAAAUCCACAAGCUCGCCUUUUUCUAAUACAUCUGUUUCUCACCUUCAAAAGACACGCACCGAUUGCCUGGAAGUCAGUCCCAACGUUUUCCCUCUUUACGCACUAUUGUUACCGGCCGCCGCUGGCUGAGUUGAGUUCGGCUGACAUACACAUUUCUCGUUUCAAUCCUUCACCUGCUAGAAGGCGGAGUCCGCCGUGCACGAACAGAAGCCGCGCCUGUAGCUUUUAGCCACCGUCACGUGCCCGGAAUGAGCUCAGGAAACCCACUAGAGGCGCUGCUGCGGAGCAUGAUGCUGCAAGGCGGCGAUGGCAGAGGCGGCAGCGGCACACCGACGAUGUUCACCAUCAGCACCGACGGCAGCCAAGGCGUGAACCCGCUUUCCAUGCUGAGCGCCAUGGGCCCCGGCAUGAUGAUGGGCGGCGGCGCCCACGGAGGCACCUUCGCUGCCAAUGCGGCGCAGCGAAGCGGGGGGACCUCGCCGACGGAGCACGACGCGCAGCUCGCCUCGCCCGGCAACGUGUACAGCGGAGGGGUGCCGCCGAUGGUGUGGAUCCAGCGGGAGCAGCAGCGGAUGCCGAUGCACUUUUCCGCCACCGGCAGCCCCAACCUCGACGGCACGCGACUGCGUGAGGAAGGCAACGAGGCCUUCAAGGCAGGCCGGUACAACGAUGCGGUGCGCUACUACACACAAGCCAUCGACGUUGACCCCGACUCGGAGUUCAACUACUCAAAUCGGUCGUUUGCGUAUUUUAGACUGAGGGAGUACGAAAGGGCCGCCGCGGACGCCGCGGACGCAAUUCGCCUCAACGGCAGGUUCUUCAAGGGUUACUAUCGUCUGGGGAUGGCGCAGAUGGCGAUGAACGACUUCCAGCACGCAAUGGAGAAUCUGCGGAAGGCGUGGGCGGUCGCACCGGAGGCGAACAGGGAGGCGAUUCGGGUGUCCAUCGCGAAGUGCGAGUCGAAGAUCGCGCGGGCGCCGGCGACGCCCCUCCUGCUGGGCUCCGCUGACUCGUGCGGCUCUCCUUUCGGCAGUGCUGGCAGCCCUGCCCCGGCCGGCGUCGCGGGGACGCGCUCGCAGUGGCCGGCACACCCCACCCUCAGCGACGCGUCGACGUCGCUCAGCACGGCGAAGGUCGACUUCCACGAGCUAGAGCGCGACGUUCACGAUACCGCGGCGCGCCGCGAGCAGGCGGAACAGUACACUGCGAUGCACAAGGCGCAGGCCGACAUUGUGGAGUGCGGCGAGCGCUCCUCCCAGAUCAAGCAGCUCAUGAGCGUUGCGACGUCCAGUGAGCUGUCCUCGCUGGCGAAGGAGGCCGAGGAGAGGCAGGCAGCGUUGCGCAAAGCGGUGCAUCAGCAAGACAGCAACGGCUACUGCGAGGCGAAGCGGAACCGCGAUUCGACUCUGAACAAGCUGUGGGACACUGCCGACCACGUCGAGACCGCUAUCGAGCAGCUGAAGAAAAUCGCAAAGGAGGAGCAAAAGUUCUUCAGCAAGUUUGGACCGGUGGGGCGGCCCUCGCCGACCGGCACAUCGUCAGCGGUCUCGCCGGCCGCUACACCACCACCACCACCUCCCCCGCCCACCCCACCCGAUGUCGCAGCCCCGGCGGAGGCGAAUGCUGAGCGAGGCGAGGAAGGGCAAAGAGAAGCGGCGCCGAAAGUCCGCAAAGCUGCGGAAGAGGAGACAGCAAUGGUGCCGUCGCCCGUUGACGCGUCCGUCAGCGCAGCGCACGUGGCCGGUGCGCUCUCAGCGUCUCCUCUGACGACGGAGGAAAAGGUUCCGGCCACGGCCACCAGCCCCAGCGCAGGCGCCGAGCUUAAGAAUCUGCUGCGCCGCCGAGACGUAAUUCAGGAGGCGGUGUGCAAGGCUCAAAAGUGCUUCGCCGCGACGGAUGCGGCCGCCCAGGUGCUUGAGCAGGCGAUGCGGGCGGAGGCGGCGGCCAUGAAGGAGGUCGUUCCCCUGCUGGAGGAGGCGACGCGGCUGAACGUGGAGUUGGAGCUGCACGCGCGUCAGGUGGCGCAGACGUCGACGAAGGAGCUGUCCGAUGGGCGGCUGCAGGCGCUCGACCAGGUGAGCACGAUCGUCAGCCGCAUCAAAGCGGACAAGAUCGCUUUUGGCAAGACCCUGCGCGAGGGUGAUCGCCUGCUGGAUGAGGAAGCGCAGCUCGAGCAGCAACGGCUUUUGCGGGAGCGGCAGCGCAUUCAGCUGCAGGCGGAAGUGGAGUGGUUCAAAGUGCGCGACGAGCCCGCGAACAAGAUCCAGGCGCUUCAGUUUCAAGCGAAAGGCCUCCAGCAGCAGAUCGCGCAGGUGCAUGAGAAGCAAAAGGCGGUCCAGCGGCGUAUUAUGGAGCUGGUCGAGCAGGACCACCCGGAACUGGCGUGGAAGUCGAUGGCGAACGGCUCCCGCAUCCUGCGCCUUGUGAAGGGUAGCGGGCUGUGGCAGAACCUGUCUUUCUCCGACUUCCAGAUCGUGUCCACGCUGUCGUCCACGGUGAACAGCAAGGUGUACCACGCCGUGCGGCGCGGCGAGCACGUGGCGAUCAAAGAGAUCUCCAUCGACGACGACGACACCCGCCGUCGCUUCCAGCGUGAGGUGAACAUCGUAGCGGGGUGCAAUCAUCCAAACAUUAUUCGCAUUAAGGGUGUCUUCUUCGACGGUCCUUUCGCCUACAUCCUGCUGCCCUACUAUCACCGUGGUAGCCUGCGGACGCAGCUCGGGAAGGAGGAGCCGAUGUCGUGGGUGACGGUGCAGGACAUGUUUCGCCAGCUCGCAAGCGGUGUCGCCUACCUGCACGAGCGCGGCAUCGUCCACGCGGAUAUUAAGCCGUCGAACAUCAUGAUCGCCGAUGACGGCCGGCCAGUCAUCUCCGACUUCGGCAUCGCGAAGGACCACGGCCCGCUGGGUGUGGCGGACAUCACGUUGACCACGACAGUGACCAACACGAACACCGGCGCCGGCAUCACCGGCACGAUGCAGUACAUGGCGCCGGAGCAGCUCCUGAGAGACCCCGUCUCGAAAAAGUCGAAGUCCACUUGCUUGUCCGACAUGUGGGCGUUAGGUGUGACCAUGUUGGAGGUGUCGAUGCAGAACGCCUUCUUCCACGACCCGGCGCUGGGCAAGCCGACGCUGCCGCUUCUGAUGCCAGAUCAGCAGCGCAUCGAAGUCCCGGCGAAGUUGGUGGGCGGGGAUGAGAAGCUGGCGGAAGCGAUUUCGUAUACGCUGGUCGCGAACCCGGCGGACCGCGCGACGGCCUACGACCUUCUGGCCCACCCCUACUUCAGCUCCAGCCUCAGCUCUGUGAACAGAAACCAAGACAGCAGCGCGCUCGCCAAGAGUGAUGAGAGGAUUGACGCGGUGCGGUCGUACAUCCACGCGAUGCGCCGCGUGCACCCGCAGAAGGUGCUCGUCUCCGUCUCCCGCAACCACAUGGUGGAGUCGGUGCGGGACAUCUUUCAGCACAUCGACAACGACGACAUCAUCUCGCCGAUGAUGGUGGUUUUCCAGGGUGAGACCGGCAUCGACGAGGGCGCCCUCACGACGGAGAUGCUGAACCUCUUCUACGACCAACUCAUCACAGUGAAGAAGGCGCUCGUGUGCGCAGACGAGGAUGAUGGAGUGGAGAGCACCAACGCGGGAUCCCCAGGUGGUACCGGUGGCUCUCCUACCGCUGCUGCUGCUGCUGUCGCCGCCUCGCGCAAUGAGUCGAGAGUCACCUCAGCCCUCUUCUCCACGGUGCCCUACCUGCCCGCCCCGGACUCCGACGGCAUCGGCACCGACCUUUUUCUGCUGCUCGGUAAAGUGCUGCUGAAGAGCAUCAUUGAGAAUCGCCCUAUUCCGAUUCAGCUGAGCUCUGCAGUGCUGAAAUUCCUGUGCGAGUCGGAGCCCUCCUUCGCCGACCUCGAGGAGUACGACCCUACCAUCGCCAGCUCGCUGAAGCGGCUGCGGCUGCUGUCGUCUGCGGAUUUGGGGGCGGUCGGGCUAGACUUCUCCCACUUCACCGCGUCGUUUUUGCAGGCCCAAACCGAGGACCGCUACACCACGAGCACCACCCUGACCCCGGAAAACGUUGGUGACUACAUCGCUCUGCGCGUCAAGUUCGAUUUGAUCGAGAAGCGGCGCGUUGCGCUCGAGUCGACGAAGAAGGGGUUCUUCUGUGAGCCGUCGCUGGAGCACCAUCUGAAGCUGCUCUCCGCCUCCGACCUGCUACUACUGCUGUGUGGGCAGUUGCACAUCUCCGCCCAGAUCAUCGUGGACGCGUUGGAGUUUCAAGGCUUCGACAGCAGCUCCACCACGCCGAAGUUCCUGAAAGAAGUGUUGCUGGACAUGUCGCAAAACAACCUGCGACGCUUCCUUCAGCUGUGCACGGCCACCGCCGCAGUGCCGGUGAACGGGCCGAUGAAGAAGAUAAAGGUGCUCAAGUGCGCGGAUGCGCAGCGGCUGCCAGUGGGCCACGGCUGCGUGAACCAGCUGGAUCUGCCUGACUACAACGACAAGCAGACGAUCAAGGACAAGCUGGAGAUCGCCCUCGCCCACGCUAGCGAUGGUUUCCACAUUGUUUAA
This is a messenger RNA of Leptomonas pyrrhocoris, 4938 nucleotides long. Its product is annotated as protein kinase putativeMAP kinase kinase-like protein. Lineage: Eukaryota; Euglenozoa; Kinetoplastea; Trypanosomatida; Trypanosomatidae. Gene Ontology annotation, molecular function: protein serine/threonine kinase activity; ubiquitin-protein transferase activity; protein binding. Gene Ontology annotation, cellular component: cytoplasm. The transcript has a single exon. Gene Ontology annotation, biological process: protein phosphorylation. The record is from RefSeq and is a predicted model, not a curated record. The coding region runs from base 622 to 4938 and encodes 1438 amino acids.